Molecule: messenger RNA, 2046 nt
Organism: Aspergillus nidulans FGSC A4
Lineage: Eukaryota; Fungi; Ascomycota; Eurotiomycetes; Eurotiales; Aspergillaceae
Exons: 8
Coding region: 1-2046 (681 amino acids)
Biological process (GO): regulation of DNA-templated transcription; regulation of transcription by RNA polymerase II; DNA-templated transcription
Cellular component (GO): nucleus
Molecular function (GO): DNA-binding transcription factor activity, RNA polymerase II-specific; DNA binding; zinc ion binding
Source: RefSeq, a predicted model, not a curated record
AUGCCAACAGACCAGCCUCAUGGAGCCCAGCCCGGUGACUCCGACAUUCUGCACGCAUCAAGACUCCAAGGCCGGAAACGGAAGAGGGUCUCCGUGGCGUGUCGGUCCUGUCGCGCACGAAAGUCUCGAUGUAAUGGCACUCAGCCAUGUUCGUCAUGCGAGGAUAUGGACACCGAGUGCCGAUACGACCAGCCUUCGACUCGGCCUCGUACCUCUGUGAUUGGUUCUCAAUUGGGAGACUUGCCGCAUCCGAAUGCAGUGCUAGAACGGCGACUGCAGCUCAUCGAACAGAGACUCCAAGUACUGGACCAAGAUACCAGAUCAUCCAUGGCAUCCGUGGCCACUGAAAAUGCAACACAUGAAGGUCGACAGCCAUUAGAUCUCGAGGGACGGAGUGCCACUGCUGACCAAGACGAUGGAGUGGAUGGCAUGGGUGCCGUGCCUCUGAAAGAUGGAGGCGAGGAAGAAGAGUAUUUUGGCAUGUCGUCCAAUGUGGUCUUCUUGCGGUUCAUCAUCGAGACAAUGAAGCAAGGAAAUCCGCAAAUUGUUCCUCCAACUACGGCCAUGGCGGCUCCACUGGACCUGGGCCAAACUGGCAAUGGGAGCAUUGACGAGUUCGACGAAAGACAUACGGCUACUACUAGCGGCUAUAGAAGCAGGCGUCCUACCACAAGAAGUCUCUUUACACUCCCUUCUCAACGAGAAGGAGACGCAUUGUUACGUUUGUACUUCACCACUGUCAACCUGAUGAUUCCAUGCGUCCACGAAGACUCAUUCCGUGACACGUAUGCAAAAAUGCAAAGAAACGGACUGGGAAGCGCUGGGAGGACGUGGCUCAGUAUACUUUCUGUAAUAUUUGCCAUUGCUACCAAUGUGGCCGCGGCAAUCUCGCCCCCCAACGAACGGGCAACCAAGUCGAAUAUGUACUUCGAGCAAGCGCUUGAGCUGAUAAAGUCGGAUAUGCUGGGACGGCCAUCAUUGGAAAUGGUACAACUUUUCCUCCUGAUGGAGGCGUACCUGGAGGGUACUACAUCUUCAUCCAUGACAUGGACCGUCCACGGACUCGCAGUGAAAGGGGCAUAUCAGCUGGGACUGCAUAUACGGGAUUUCAGGGAUGUCUCGGCGAUCGACAAAGAGGUGCGACGGAGACUUUGGUACUGCUGCAUCGUCAACGAUCGUCUACUGAGCACCAGAUACGGGCGCCCUCCACUCAUCCCGCUUUCUCACGUCCGGCUUGAACCCAGCGUGCAUAUACCAUUCAGCAACGUGUCUAGCGCCACGACAGCAUCCAGUCUGGGCUUUUUUGAUGCCAUCAUGUACGAGAACCUCAAGAGAGCCCACCGAUCCCAUGAACAGCUCUACGAUCAAAACCUCGCAUUGCAAACUUGUCUCCCGACAAGCAAAGUGCUUGACCGUAUCUCCGGACUCUGCUGGAAACUGGCAGAGUGGCAGGAUGCACUGCCCGCCGACUUAAAAAUAAUAGAUCCCGGCAAAGAGAUGUUGGAAGAUGUUCCUCUCACCGUUGGGACUGCGAGGUUCCGCGUCCUCCUCUCCCUCCGCUAUCUUGGGACAAGGGUUUUAAUUCUGAGACCUGUCCUCAACCAGUUCCUCGUCAUGGGCCAGGACGUGGCUCCUUCUAAUGAGCAUCAGUCGGAGUGGCUUCGAAACUCCGGGGAGACUUUGCUUGUAGGCCUGGUGCAUACUUGCCGCAAUGUCUUCCGGAUCAGCAAGUCUAUUCUCGUGGGGUCACAGAGGAACCAGAAUCUGCUGGGGGCUUGGUGGUUUUCGUGUUUUUAUACAUUCAAUGCCUCUCUCGCCAUCAUCGGUGUCCUUAUAGUUCAGACACUGCCCAUUUCCGUGCCCCAACCACAGGCCGACUCCGCAUGUUCGACCGCUGAACUCCGAGGAUUGCUCGACACGGCGAUGGAGGUGCUUACAGGCCUUGAUCAGGGCAACAAGACUCUUAUGAAGUGCAGGGACACGCUGGGAAAACUGCUUAGGUGGAUUGAUCUCAACGCAAACUCCACGCCUGGUAACUCCGACUAG